Molecule: messenger RNA, 555 nt
Organism: Funneliformis mosseae
Lineage: Eukaryota; Fungi; Glomeromycota; Glomeromycetes; Glomerales; Glomeraceae
Source: the annotation of a GenBank genome assembly
AUGCUUAAUACUCAUGAUCAAAAUGAUUACGAAAAAAUUCCUUUUAAAGAUAUUGAAAAUUAUAUUCAGAAAGAAAUUACGGAUAUUAUAUUUUCACCAAAUAUGAAAUAUAUGGUUACAAGUAGUGAAGAUGAUGAAUCCUUAGUUAUGUGGACCAUUGACAUAGAAAAUAAUAUUAUCAAAAAAGAAACACAAUGCAAGUGUAAAAUGGUUGUAAAUUAUCAAGCCAUCUCAUUACUAGGUUUAUUAAAUAAUAAAUUAUUGAUUUUGGGUUACGAGAAUAAUUAUUACGGUUACUCGAAUUUAACGAUCCGAGAUAUGGGGACUCUGGAAGACAUUGCGAUAAAACAUUAUUUGACCAAUGGUCAUUUCUUGCAACUACUUCCGAAUGGAGAUCUUUUGUCGUUUCAAGCACAAUAUAUACAUGUGGUUCCGGAAACGCAUGAUCGAUAUUCGACAAAUCAACCGAAUAAGACAAAUAAAUGGGCAAAUCUUUUUUACGCUCAAAGGUUCUGUUAUGAUAUUUCAUUUAAAUACCGAAAAAUGGACUAUUGA